AUGUUCAAGUGGCUGCUUAUCACUGCUCUACUCGGAGGUUUACUUCUUGCAAAUUCCUGUAAAGCUGAUGAGGAUGAAGUCGAAACAUCGGGAUCGACUACGCCCAAAGUUGAUGAUGAUAUUGGCAAACAUACUGAUGGAUUGAAAACCGACGAUGAAGUUGUUCAAAAAGAAGAAGAAGCCAUUAAACUUGACGGCUUGAGUGCGAAAGAAUUUCGAACAUUAGUUGAUUCGUCGGAGAAACAUCAAUUUCAAACCGAAGUCAAUCGUAUGAUGAAACUGAUUAUUAACUCAUUGUACAAGAACAAGGAAAUCUUUCUACGUGAAUUAAUCUCGAAUGCGUCGGAUGCACUCGAUAAAAUCCGGUUUCUCUCUCUUACUGACAAGACAGUACUUGGUGAUAAAGAAGAACUAACCAUACGAAUCAAAGUUGACCGAGAAGAUCGCAUGAUUCACAUAACGGAUACGGGUAUUGGUAUGACUAAAGAUGAAUUGGUGAAGUUCUUGGGCACGAUUGCUAAAUCUGAUACAUCAGAAUUCUUGAACAAAGUACAAGAUGUUCAAAGUGAAGGAAAAGGUGGAACAUCAAUGAAUGACUUAAUUGGUCAGUUCGGUGUGGGAUUUUAUUCAAGUUUUCUCGUCGCUGAUAAAGUUAUUGUCACAUCAAAACAUAAUUCGGACGACCAGUAUAUUUGGGAAUCAGAUUCGACAUCGUUCAAAGUGUUCAAAGAUCCUCGAGGAAAUACACUUGGACGGGGAACAACAGUCAGUCUUCAUUUGAAAGAAGAAGCAGGUGAAUUUCUACAACAACCAUUGUUCGAAGAUAUCAUACGUAAAUAUUCGCAAUUCAUUAACUUUAAUAUCUAUUUGUGGAGAUUUACAACAACAAAAGAAAAGGUUCCUGAAGAUGAAGAAGAAACUCCUGCAGAAGAGAAGAAACCUGAAGAGACUGCACCGAAAGGAGAUGAAGACGCCGCUGUCGAAGAGGACAAAGAAGAAGUGAAGAAACCCAAAAAGAUGAAAACAGUUGAUAAAACUGUCUGGAAUUGGGAGUUGAUGAACGAAAGUAAACCCAUCUGGCAGCGAAAACAAUCUGAAAUCACUGAAGAAGACUACGUUGCAUUUUACAAAUCAUUCUCAAAAGAUACAGAUAGUCCAAUGAUUUUCAGUCAUUUUACUGCCGAAGGUGAAGUGACGUUCAAAUCGAUUCUCUAUGUUCCAAAAUCUGCCCCAUUUGAUUUAUUCUCCAAUUACAACCAUGCGACUGAUGCCAUCAAACUUUACGUACGUCGAGUGUUCAUUACUGAUAACUUUGAAGAAAUGAUGCCGAGAUACUUAUCAUUCAUUCGUGGUGUUGUCGACAGUGAUGAUUUACCAUUGAAUGUUUCUCGUGAAACUUUACAACAAUCGAAAUUACUCAAAGUUAUCAAGAAAAAACUCGUCCGCAAAGCUCUAGAUAUGUUAAAGAAGAUCUCCCCGGAAGAUUACGAAAAGUUCUGGAAAGAAUACGGUACAAACAUCAAACUAGGCAUUAUCGAAGAUACAUCCAACCGAACACGUCUAGCAAAAUUACUUCGUUUCACCACAUCGUUAUCGAAAACCAAACAGUACAGUUUAUCCGAAUAUAUUGAACGUAUGAAACCUAAGCAAGAGCAUAUCUAUUUCAUUGCGACCAUGUCCUAUGAAGCGGCAGCAAGAUCACCAUUCGUCGAACGUAUCAUCAAGAAAGGUUACGAAGUACUUUAUCUGACCGAUCCUGUUGAUCAGUAUUGUAUGCAAUCUUUACCGGAAUUCGAAGGCAAGAAAUUUCAAAAUGUUGCGAAAGAAGGCUUAGAAUUAGACAAAACUGAUGUCAAAUCCGAAGAAGAAAAGAAACGUUUGGACAAAAUGUAUCAACCGCUGUUAACAUGGCUGCAAGAUCAAUUACGAGACAAAAUUCUCGAUGCCAAAGUAUCCGAUCGUCUAGUUCAAACACCGAUGGCACUUGUAGCUUCGCAGCACGGCUAUGAUGGAAAUAUGGAACGUAUUGCUCGUGCACAAGCUUAUCAGAAGAGCGGCGGUGAUUCGACGAUGAAUUAUUAUUUGAAUCAAAAGAAGACUUUAGAAAUUAAUCCACGCCAUCCACUAAUCAAAGAUUUACUUCGUCGAGUCGAAGAUUCCAAAGAUGAUAAAGUCGCUGUUGAUCUAGCCAAUGUUAUGUUCGAAGCGGCAACACUCCGAUCCGGUUACGAACUGAAAGAUACAGCUGGUUUCGCUGAUCGAAUUGAAUCCAUGCUACGGCGAGCAAUGAGCGUUUCGAUGGAAGAAAAAAUUGAUGAAGAGCCAGAAGAAGAAGACAACUAUCUGAGAAAACCAGAUAUAGCCGACGAAGACGAAAACGUCAUUGAUGAAGAUGAAUCAUAUACACAACCAGAAGGAUCAAAUAAGAAUUUCGAUACCACACGUGAUGAUCUGUGA
Messenger RNA from Adineta ricciae, 2457 nucleotides. The record is from the annotation of a GenBank genome assembly. NCBI's taxonomy places the organism in Eukaryota, Metazoa, Rotifera, Eurotatoria, Adinetida, Adinetidae.